Messenger RNA from Meloidogyne enterolobii, 423 nucleotides. Lineage: Eukaryota; Metazoa; Nematoda; Chromadorea; Rhabditida; Meloidogynidae. The record is from the annotation of a GenBank genome assembly.
UGUUUUUUUUUAAUUUCCAUUAAGGGACUUGAUUUACGAAUGUGUACAGUUCUCUUAUCGUUUGGUUUAUUUGCGUUUGCUGAAACAGGUCUUAGAGAACGUUUGGCCAUUUCUCUAUCAGCUUGUAUUCGCACAAGGCCUUGUCCGAAAGAUGGAGGAUGUUUGCACCGAUAUAAAUCUAAUUUAAAUCCAUUGGUGAUUUUGCCAUGUGUGAUUUUUCUUUUGAUAAAUGGCUACCAGCUUGUCUAUCUCGGCGCUCUUAUUCACAAUUAUGAUCAGUUUCAAUGGGAUACUUGGAUUAACGAAUUUAAACUGUUUGGACAUCUCCUUGGAUUAAUAAUGUUGUUGAUUUGUAUUUUGUUUGAUUAUAGUGGAAUUAUAAAGAAUGCUAAGCAAGAAAAGAUGCAAUAUAAAAAGGAGUAA